Porites lobata is the source of this 1050-nucleotide messenger RNA. The record is from the annotation of a GenBank genome assembly. Lineage: Eukaryota; Metazoa; Cnidaria; Anthozoa; Scleractinia; Poritidae.
AUGGCAAAAAAGUCCCAGAUCGACGAGAAAAAGUCCCAGAUAAUUUCUCGACGAAAAUCCAUAUUUUGGACUCAUGAGAUUAAUACAUCUCUUCCGAGCAUCUUUGGACCGUUUCAACUGAUAGCAACGAAAUGUGGCGGGCAUGUUUUCCCAAAAACACUGGUAAGUUUAAAAUAAGCAUAUCGUUUAUAGUCUUGCUCGCUACACGAAGCUAGAAAAACGUUUCUUCGUAGUUGGGCAUGGGACGAUCACUGUACACUGUAUGUACACGAGUAUCAAAGGCUCAUUGAACAAAAUGGGCGUUGAUUUCCCAGUUAUAGGGCUAUAGUGGGCUUAUUUUGCCUUUGUUUUUUGAAUUGUUGGUAGAAAAAAUCACGAAAAUCAUUUACACGGUUUCGCGCGAAAAGCAAAAAACAAAAACAAAAAAAAACACUACAUACCAUUUUCAGCUGUUUGAAUAUGCUUUUUGCUCUUUAUAAUAACCUAGUACCUUGAACUUGUACCUUGCAGCUCCCAGUUCAUGCAAAACAUUCUAAUAGUCUAUUUUCACAAUAGCACCAGUAACUCAUGUAAUAUUCGGGUGUCGCAGUUUUACCUGAUUUUUAAUGAUAUGACUAUCAUUCUGUCCUUUAUAUGAUUGCGACUUAGAGCGAUUUUACUUGACCCAUGAAACAUUUAAUAACAACUAUUGUAACUGAUAUAGCUACAAAUAAACAAAAGAAGACAAUAGAAUAAGUGCAUGAUAGUGCUUAGUAUUCUACUUCCUGUUUCAUGCGUUAAGUAAAAUCACUCUGAAGGAGUUUGCAAUUUUAGAGAUGGGAAAAUUUUGGAUAGUUGACAUUUAAUAUUAAUUUACCUGCCUGACAGGCAUAAUUUUCUGAGCAAGGUAUUGUACAUCAAAUGUUUAGUUUCUUAUUAUAUAUUUUUGUCUAUUUUUUUACCUUCUUUUACAUUAAUGUUCAGAAAGUUUUGAAGGGGAUGAAAGGAGAGUAUGUAAUAGAUGACGCUGGGGAUGCGAAGGAUACAGGAGCAAAAGGAAAAUGUAAUUAA